AUGGAGUAUGACGAUGAAGAAGAAUUUCAAAAGGCAAUCGCUCUUGUCAGCAAACAAUUCAAUCGACUACCACCUCACUCCUUUCGCAAAAACCAACAAUUCAACAAACCACCCGUCAAUCAUAACUUCAACCCACAAACAAAUCACUCACAUUAUCAAAAAAAUUCUCAUCCACCACCGCAAUCUCAUAAUACUCAACCUAAGGAAGCACCGCAGCCUACUAAAACCUCUGACUUCGGUACUCCCUCAGAAGACAAGAUUGAUGUUGUUUUUUGUCACAAAUGCAACAAAGAGAACCACUUCGCAAGAGAUUGCAAGGCCAAUGUAGUUAAAGACAGAUCAUUCUACCUUAGAAUGGCUCAAGAGCUGGAAGAAAAGGAGAAAGCAAGGCCAUACAUAGCCCAUGUCAAGAGAGACCAUCAAGUCUGGUUAUCCGGAUAUGAUGAUGAAGCUAUCAGCAGUGUUAAUAGCAAAGGGAAAAUCUGCAUGAUGGAAACUAUGGAUGAUGAUGGUUGGAGAAGAAGAAGGAAGCUUGGAAGUUCAAGUAGAAGCAAGGAGAUCUAUAAGUUUUACUUCAUUCUCAGCUCAUUCAAGAUACAAUCAUAUAAAUCUCACAAUUUCAUGGGAAAAAUGAAAACCAUUGAUUCUUUUUUCAAAAGAAAGAAUGAUGAUGAAGAAACUCAUAAUGAUAAUCAACAGAGUAAACGUUGCAAAGCUUCAACAACUACACAAUCAAAUCCUAAUGAAGUGGAUCUUAAGCAUCUAGAAAGAGAUCCCGCUAAACGAAAACAAAUGUGGGAAUAUCCAGUUAAUUUAAGGGAACAAGUAAGACGAGCUUAUAUGACUUUAGGACCUUUCCAAAUACGUCUUCAAGAAUAUCAUGCUAAAGGUUCAAAGAAACAUCCUCGUAGAUUCCAAUAUUCUUGGUUCAACAUUUUCCCUAAUUGGUUAGAGUAUUCUCCAACAACACAUGCUUCUUAUUGUUUUAUUUGUUAUAUAUUUAAUGAUAAACCAAGUGUGUGCCAUGGUUAUGAAGCAUUUACUGUUAAAGGAUUUGACAAUUGGAAAAAAGUUAAUGAUGGGAAAAAUUGUGCAUUCUUGAAGCACAUUGGUUGUUCACAACAUAGAAAUGUUGUUACAUUUGCUGAAAACUUGAUGAACCAGGCAACACACAUUGAAAAUAUUAUAGUGAAGCAAAAUGAAGCACAAAUAUUGAAGAACCAGUUACAAUUAAAAGCUUCAAUUGACACAGUUCGUUGGUUGACAUUCCAAGCUUGUGCUUUACGAGGACAUGAUGAAUCGCCUAAUUCCAAAAAUCGAGGUAAUUUUCUUCAACUACUAAAACUUCUAGUGUCUUAUAAUGAUGAAGUUGCAAAUGUUAUAUUAGAGAAUGCUCCUUAUAAUUCAAAGUAUACUUCUGGAGAUAUUCAAAAAGAAAUUCUUAGUAUUAUUGCAAAUAAAGUUCGGAAGCAUAUUCGUAGUGAAGUCGGGGAUUCAUACUUUUGUGUCAUGGUUGAUGAGUCACGAGAUGAGUCUAAAAAAGAGCAAAUGGCCAUAGUUUUGAGAUUUGUUGAUGCAGAAGGCAUCAUACGGGAAAGGUUCUUAGAUUUGGUUCAUGUUAGGGAUACCUUAUCAUUAACCUUGAAAACAAAUAUGUGGAGACAACUUUUGCACUAUCAGUUUGAUGUUAGAAAAAUCUGUGGCCAAGGUUAUGAUGGUGCUAGUAAUAUGAGAGGGGAAUGGAAUGGAUUACAGGAACUUGUUCUUAAGGAUUGUCCUUAUGCGUAUUAUGUUCACUGCUUUGCUCACAGAUUACAACUAACAUUGGUGGCUGCUUCAAGGGAAAUUAUUCCUAUACACCAAUUUUUUACAAACUUAAUUUUUACAAUUAAUGUAGUUUGUGCUUCCAGUAAGCGUCAUGAUGAUUUACAAAAGGCAAAGGCAACUGAGAUUGAACAUUUAUUAGAAAUUGGUGAAAUUGAAUCAGGUAAAGGAUUGAAUCAAAUUGGGACAUUAAGAAGAGCUAGUGAUACACGUUGGGGUUCUCAUUUUCGUUCUGUUUGUAGUUUGCUUAACAUGUUUGAUUGUACACGUGUUGUUCUCCAGGGAAUAAUUGAUGAUUUAUCUGCUACUUAUUCUCAACGCGGAGAUGCUGAUGUAGCUUACUGUUACCUGAAAUCAUUUGAGUUUGUGUUUAGUCUUCACUUGAUGAAAGAAGUCAUGGGAAAAACUGAUAUACUUUCUCAAGCUCUACAAAAGAAAUCCCAAGAUAUUCGUAAUGCCAUGGAGUUAGUUUCAGCAACAAAUGAGAGUUUAAAUGAUUUCAGGAACAACGGAUGA
This is a messenger RNA of Lactuca sativa (garden lettuce), 2340 nucleotides long. RefSeq lists its product as uncharacterized. Gene Ontology annotation, molecular function: nucleic acid binding; zinc ion binding. The record is from RefSeq and is a predicted model, not a curated record. NCBI's taxonomy places the organism in Eukaryota, Viridiplantae, Streptophyta, Magnoliopsida, Asterales, Asteraceae.